AUGUCAGAAAGUGACAAUAAAGCCGCUGUACCGGUGGACACACCUCGCAACGACCAAGCUAAUGUUCAGCGCGAAUCAAACCGAAUCAAGAUCUUUCGACGCAUUUUCUACUGGGCAGUUCCAAUUGCUUAUGUUGCAUAUGUGGUCUAUUUGAUAUACAGUCUUGCAACGGAUUCAUAUUCGUUAAAUUCAGAGCAUAAUUUUCUGAAUGAAAUUGAUGUUCCCGAUAUAUUGAUUUGUGGAACUAAUGAUCUGAUAAUAUCACGCUGCGACUUUGUAUGGAAGGACAGCGGCGGCAACAGCUCAAAGACUCAGCUUAAUGGGUGUGGCGAAUAUAUCCUUCCUGGUACACUAAAUUUGGGUGGUCGCCUUUCGUCCUGCCGCACAUUUUCAACCAACCAAACACUCAAAUAUGCUCAUCCUUACGAGCCCGUAUCUGGCUUGACAAGAUUGGGCAUUUAUCUCCAAAUUCCAAACGUUACUGCCGCAGAACAGGGUAAUAUUGGUAUAGCUUCCCUCAAUGUCGUUUUAUUGCCGCCUGGAUUCAAUCCACUAGCAAAUCCGGAUCAGGUUGUUGAUGAAAUGGACAAAGAUGUCAAGUCGGAAAUGCAGCUGCAGUGGGAUUUCAUCGCUGGAAUGGUUAAUUAUGUUGCCUUGGUUAAAUUCAAAAUAAGCGAGUACAAGGCUAUUUUGCCCGAUGACGCUUCCGCCAUCAUGGGAUUUGGACCAAAGUAUCACAUUACCCCGAAAAUCCAAAAUUCGGUGACAUAUUUUCCAUUUAACCAAAAUCCAUACAAUGUACCGGCUGGAUCCAACGUCUACUUUUCCGUAGCUGCCGGAAGUUUUGUACAGGAAGGACAAUCUGAGGAGCGAACCAUCACCGUUCUCGAUGCUCUUGCAGCAGCUGGUGGAGCAUUUGGUAUCAUUGGAGGCGCUUACGUAUUAUUCUUUGGGCAAGACCGUAUAGAAGCAUUUGGUUACGCACACAAGUUUGCGGAUUCAGACAGCAUUGUAGGAGCCUCGUUUUUCCGAACUGAUUGCCACGCAGAGAAACAUGACAGCGCUAAUAGUCUGGAUGCACAAGUACUGCAACUUCAUAGCGAUGUAAACACGAUCAAGGAUGUACUUAGAUGCUAUGUGCUAGAUACAUCUUAUUUAGAAGAGGGACCUCAAUGGUUUGCAGAUACUCGAGCUAAAAUAAGUCUUGUAUGUCAAAAAUUAUGUUCAUGUUGUAGAAGAAGAAAUAAUCAAUAA
Messenger RNA from Paraglomus brasilianum, 1254 nucleotides. The record is from the annotation of a GenBank genome assembly. NCBI's taxonomy places the organism in Eukaryota, Fungi, Glomeromycota, Glomeromycetes, Paraglomerales, Paraglomeraceae.